AUGGCCUCAAGGUUGCCUGGUGACAUUACCUACCUCAUCGUGGGGAUCUUGGGAGAAGACAGGGACUUCAACAGCCUGUUUCAGUAUCACACGAGCUCUCGCCUGUCAGAGGCGGCGGGACUGAACUUGCCAUCCUGGACUCGACACAUACUCGACGAAAAUGGGCCACUAUGUGGCGCUCUAUUGUGCUUUCUGCUCUUGAUCAAACCUAUCUUCCGUACUACAGUUACAUCCGGUAUUUGGAUCUCAACGAUUUAUCGAAUCUCCUCAGCCAUAGUUCGUUCACCGGGAAGAUCAAAGAGUAUGUCCUGGCGAGGCUUGCGGGAACUGUAUUUGACAAGAUGUAGCGAGUUCUUUACUCCCGAGCUUCGGGAUCUUGUGUCUCAAGAUUAUGAGCUCAAGGGGAGUAAGCGUCUUCGCUCACUGCGGACACUGCCUGACAGUGAUUGGAUAUUAUCCAAGAUCGGUGCCGAACUACCUCGAUACGCGGAAUGUCCUGCGACAAAUUUGACUAUCUGGUCUGGAGUUUCCCUAACUGACCAUGCCGGUGACAAAAUCCGAACCCACUGCCCCGAAUUCAGGCAAAUCACGAUAUAUCGAUGGAUCGACGAACAAGGCCGAAAUUCAGAGACUGAUGCUGAGGAGUUUCUCCACGGACUCCAGCCCCACAGUCUCGAGUAUUUCGAGAUUCUGAGCUCUUGUCAGUUAGGGCCACGCUCGAUAAGAGCUGUCGGCACACAGUUGAGAUCACUUAAAGAGCUGAAAUUGACAAGCCUUGGGAUCGAAGCAAUUGCAGAGUUGCCUUCAUUAACAGCACCGCCAGUGCUGGAGGUGCUUGUGCUGACCGAUUCAAUACCAGCACCGCGAAACGAAGAUUUCCAUUCCACAGUCAGUCGAGUUGCCGAUUGGAUUGGUACCUGCAAGGCACUGCAGCACCUGGAGCUUAGAAGGUUUGUGGAUGACACGUAUCUACUGGCACGUAUCCUGGUUGCCGAGGAUUUUAAGCUGCUGAGUUUGUCUCUGACUGGGUACACAAUGGUUGGCUCCCGUCACUUCCACAGAGCUUUAGGGUCUCAAGACUCUCUGCUACGUCUCAGUCUCCGAGGUGAAGGGUCUGAGAUCCCCGAAGAUAAUGAAUUGCUUGUCCAAGCCAUUUGUCAGCUACACAAUUUGCAUGAACUCGAGCUCAAGGAUAUUUCCGAUUAUUUCACACCUGAUCAUCUUAUGUCACUUACACCACAUCUUCCCCAUUUGGAGAAAUUGUGGAUCGGAGGUGAUCUCUUCAAUGAUGAUGUAUGGAAUGCAUUUUUAUGCCUUCCAAAGCUACGAAGUCUGGCUAUCCAUGCGCUUAGCGAGUUCACAGCUCAGGGUAUACUCGAUUUCAUCGCACAAUUAGGGCCCGGUAACACAGGAAUGAGUCUCAUGAUUUUGAACUCAAUAACAAGUCUCACAGAGGAAGCACAGAGCUUAAUUCGCGAUAUUUUGAAACACAAUCUUGAUGGGACCUUUGACUUCGGUCUUGCACAGGGUGAGCUCCGGAUCUCAGCCUGA
This is a messenger RNA of Aspergillus fumigatus Af293, 1551 nucleotides long. The record is from RefSeq and is a predicted model, not a curated record. NCBI's taxonomy places the organism in Eukaryota, Fungi, Ascomycota, Eurotiomycetes, Eurotiales, Aspergillaceae.